ACAGUGGAGUUAUGUGACCGUCAGUAAACGUCGUGAUGUUAUUCGUGUUUUUCGUCGUAUUAUUGAUUGGAAAAUUCAGAUUGACGUUUCAUGAGACUUGCGACAGGUUUGUCGUGCCGAUAUAAAUAGCUAUUAGAAUAAUGUUAUAAGAAUAAAAGUUAUCUUUAAAAAAGUGCUGCAGCAAAUGCCUGUUUACUGGUUCUCUAAAAUGUAUCUGUGCGUUAAAAAUAUUUAAAUAUAGGCCUAAAUAAAGACCAUAUUGCUAGCCUGUCAUUUUACUAUAUUGUAAAAACGUUUGAAAUAAGUAAAAUGUUAUUAUUUAUUUGAAAAUGUACAUUAGGCUAUAUUUAACAAGGCAAUGCACUUUAUUUUUAAAAUAGGAUUGUGUUAUAAAUAAAACGUAUUAUAACCUUAAAAUCAUUCAGAGCAAAUAAGCUUAAAUAAUUUAAUGACAUUUACAGAACUGUAAAAUAAAUGUUUUUAUCCCAAAUGCCAUAAUUCGACUAGGCCUGUUUUCUGUCAGCUUGGCUAAUAUGCGCUGGAACAUUUACUGAAUUGUGUGCUGAAUAAGUGUGAAAGUAGAACGUUUUGAUGUUUUCCUCAUGAUGUUAUUUAUUAAUAACUUUAUUCGUUUUAUUAAAUAACAUGUGAAGCGUAGUAUAUGCUUUAUAAAGACAGCUUACUUUAGGCUAGUGUUCUUUUUAGCAUUCAUCCGACUCUAAUAUGAUUAGUGAAAUGCUUAAUAUUGUUUACAGAUGGUUUAACACUUUAAAUAGCGCGCAAUAUCUCCAGUCGGAUUUAAAUAAUCAUUAGAGAUAUCCAAACACGAAAGCGAAAGCAAGUGUAACUGUUUCAUUUCGGGUCAUCGGAGAGUUUCAUAAAUCUUAUUUAGUGCUUGUGCAUGCGCAUGGGUGGAGUUUCACCUUCUCCAUAUUCAGAAGCUGGGUGGCUGCUUGAAUCUCCCACUCUUUGCCGUAUAAAGAGUGGCCCUCGGUCUCUUUAAGACAAGACAAAUUAACGACUUGCACAAAUAAUUGGCUGAGUUGCUUCAUUUUUGACAUCACUAAAACAUUUAUGGUGUCCAUUGACGCUCUUCAUGCUUGAGUCGAGGCCAGAGGACCAUGAUGGAGUACUUGAGCGACAAGUUCUCCUUGAAAAGUCAAGCGAUUAAAGGCAGUGAUUACUACAUGGACCAAGUUAUGGAGACUUUAGACAAUGUGCCGUUCUACAACAAGACAUCACCGAAAUGCGUGCAAUCCUUCUCGAUGCAGAGCAAUGAGCAACACAGCACGAUGGACCGAUCGUCUCCGUGUGACAACCGAAACAGCGUGAAUUACUGCGCUCCAAAAACUGAGGACGGCAGCCUGCACGCGAUGGAGAACUGCUGCAGUGUCAGAGUCUCUCCGGCCACGACCGGACCAGACAAAACGGAGCUGGACGACAUCGGCGAAAAAUGCGACAGCAACGUGUCGAGUAGCAAGAAGAGACGUCAUCGCACAACCUUUACCAGCGCUCAACUUGAGGAACUCGAGAAAGUCUUCCAGAAAACACACUACCCAGAUGUGUACGUGAGAGAACAGCUGGCCAUGAGAACAGAGCUCACGGAGGCAAGAGUUCAGGUAUGGUUCCAGAACAGAAGAGCCAAGUGGAGGAAGAGAGAAAGGUAUGGACAGAUCCAACAGGCCAAAAGCCACUUUGCAGCAACCUAUGACAUAUCAAUGCUGCCCCGGACAGACAGCUACUCACAGAUUCCCAACAACUUAUGGACCGGUCCCGCUCCAGGCAGCUCCGUAGUGUCGUCCUGCAUGAUCCCGCGAGGUUCCCCUCCCUGCGUGACAUCACCCUACCCACACUCGCCGAGGGCCGCUGAGCACGGUUACGUGGGCUUCCCCAAUCACCAGCAAAAUCAGUUUGGAGUUAAUCACGUGUCUCUCAAUAACUUCUUCGCCGAUUCACUCCUGGCUCCUUCGCAGAACAGUCACGCCGCGUUUGAGACCAAACCCGAGUUUGAACGGCGGUCCUCCAGCAUUGCUGUACUGCGCAUGAAGGCUAAAGAACACGCAGCCAACAUAACUUGGGCCAUGUGAACUCUAAACUUAGUCCAAUAUUCAUGAUCGGAACUGUUUUUGCCUAAUAAUAAUAAUACAGUCAGUUACUUUCAUGAAAUAGUGGCUGCCCAGUUUAUAUCAUUACUUAUAUGGAACAAACAAAGAUUUCAGCCCAUUUAAAAAGUAUUAAUUUAAUUAAAACAUCUCUGAAUAGUGUUUUUUCUUCUUUUGUUUAAGCAUCUCUUGUUGUCAUGAAUAUGAAGGGCGCAGAACUCAACAGUAUUAUACUCUCAUGACGUUAACAGAGAGGUUAUGGCUGACAUACUAACACUAUGUCUGUGUGCUUUGCAGCAAAGCUGUAUUAACGCUCUCUAGCUGUGGCUAGUCUGCAGUGCCACAUGCAGAGGAGCACAUUUUUUUUAUUUUAUGGGAAUAAAAGUUCAUUCAAAUAA
Pimephales promelas (fathead minnow) is the source of this 2500-nucleotide messenger RNA. RefSeq names its product ALX homeobox 1 (gene alx1). Gene Ontology annotation, molecular function: RNA polymerase II transcription regulatory region sequence-specific DNA binding; DNA-binding transcription activator activity, RNA polymerase II-specific. Gene Ontology annotation, biological process: embryonic skeletal system morphogenesis; positive regulation of transcription by RNA polymerase II; negative regulation of DNA-templated transcription. NCBI's taxonomy places the organism in Eukaryota, Metazoa, Chordata, Actinopteri, Cypriniformes, Leuciscidae. The record is from RefSeq and is a predicted model, not a curated record.